UAUAUUAAACAAAUGGGCCAAACAACAUCAUCAAACUUUGAAUGGUCUUAUACUCAGGAACCUCACGCUACGCGUCGGAAACAAAUACUUGAAAAAUAUCCCCAAGUGAAACAAUGCUUUGGAGUAGAUGAAAGUUUUAAAUAUGUUGUUGUUUCAAUGGUUAUAUUUCAAAUAUUUAUGGCUUAUUUAUUAAAAGAAUCAUCUUGGCUCUUAAUUUGUUUACAAGCUUAUAUUGUUGGAGGAACAAUCUCUCAUUCUUUGACGUUAGCAAACCGUAUUCUUGGUUUUAUUGCUAAUUUACCUAUGUGUAUUCCAAUGUCUACUUCAUUCAAAAAAUAUCAUUUGGAACAUCAUAGAAACUUGGGAAGUGAUGUGGUUGACACGGAUAUUCCAACAGAAUUUGAGGCAAAAUUUUUUGUUGGUCCAAUUGGAAAAUUUGUUUGGUUAAUUUUACAACCUGUAUUUUAUGGUUUAAGACCUCUCAGCACUUAUAAAAAGUCAGUUCUCGAUUUUGAAUUACUCAAUGGAUUUAUUCAAAUAAUAUUUAAUUUGGCAAUAAUUCAAUUUAUGGGCUACAAAUCUUUUAUUUACCUCAUUGGAGGGUAUUCACCCUCUAGCAGCUCAUUUUAUUAGUGAUCAUUAUGUAUUUGAGGCUGGACAGGAGACUUAUAG
This is a messenger RNA of Meloidogyne enterolobii, 672 nucleotides long. NCBI's taxonomy places the organism in Eukaryota, Metazoa, Nematoda, Chromadorea, Rhabditida, Meloidogynidae. The record is from the annotation of a GenBank genome assembly.